Molecule: messenger RNA, 1804 nt
Organism: Coregonus clupeaformis (lake whitefish)
Lineage: Eukaryota; Metazoa; Chordata; Actinopteri; Salmoniformes; Salmonidae
Product: eukaryotic translation initiation factor 5A-1
Exons: 5
Coding region: 60-533 (157 amino acids)
Biological process (GO): positive regulation of translational termination; positive regulation of translational elongation
Molecular function (GO): translation elongation factor activity; ribosome binding; RNA binding
Source: RefSeq, a predicted model, not a curated record
UCGCGCUUGCGCAGUCCCAUUCUUCUUUUUCUUGGAAGUACCCCCUAAUCCAUCACACCAUGGCAGACCCUGAACUUGACUUUACCACCGGAGAGUCUGGUGCCUCCGCCACCAUUCCUAUGCAGUGCUCUGCCCUGCGAAAGAAUGGUCACGUGGUGCUAAAGGGACGCCCCUGUAAGAUUGUGGAAAUGUCCACCUCCAAGACCGGAAAGCACGGACACGCCAAGGUCAACAUGGUGGGCAUUGACAUCUUCACCAACAAGAAGUAUGAGGACAUGUGCCCCUCUACCCACAACAUGGAUGUGCCCCACAUCAAGAGGAAUGAGUUCCAGCUAUUGAACAUCACUGAUGGGUUCAUGUCCCUCAUGGGUGACAAUGGAGACGUGAGGGAGGACCUGCGUGUGCCUGAUUCAGACCUGGGCAAGGAGAUAGAGCAGAAGUUUGCUGCUGGUGAGGAUAUCCUGGUCUCUGUGCUGGCCGCUAUGGGGGAGGAGUGUGCUGUGGCCGUUAAGCAGAUGACCGGCGGCAAAUAGAAAGACAGGACUGGGCUGCCCAGGCAACAAACUCCACCCACAACCAGUCUAGCAUUCUUAUUGGUUCUUCUAUCUGUCACCAAAGCGACGGCCUUCAGACAACUUCAAUCAUUCUGUUGUGAUUCCUUUUUUUUUUCUUUUUUUUUGGUUUUUCUCUCUCCAACGCUGUCGGACUGUCCCACCAUUACAGUGACUCGCUCGCUGUUGGGUGGCAUUCUGCCGGAUCGCUGAGGUUUAGUUAUACAUAAUCUACAAUAUAAAGAAAAGUACUUUAAAAAUAUAGAUUUUCUUUUUUGACUUCCUCAUUCCUGUUUAUUUUUGCCUUCGAGAUGUUUUGGUAUUGCCACAUACAUUCCUGAAUGUUUAAAAUAAUGAUGGGAUCCAGCUUUUUGUAUGUUAUUUUUUUUAUAUUCCUUAGAUUGAAUAGAGCCGGUCUGAUGCCUUUUAUGGGGAGAAGGGAGGGGGGGAGCUUUUUGACUGGUGGGAGGAGGGGGGCUGGAGGCCCCUUUUACUGACCAACUCCGUUGGGGUUGUCCCUCUCUGGCAGCCUUACUGCUGCUUCCCAGCAUGGCCUCUCCGCUCUGGCUGAUCAGACAACUCCAACGCUUUUCUCCCAAGCCGCGGGAACGUCGGUGGCUAGCGCUUAACGAGCAGUCUUAACCGUCCCACCCCAGCAUUUUUAAAUAAACCUACGAUAUCGAGAAAAGAGAACAUUAGAGAAGAUGCUAAAUAUGGAACCAAACUUCAGUGAUUUCUCUUGUCAAUGCCGCUCUGUCUGUUUAGGAAGCUGAGGGCCCUGUGCGCUUACCUCUGUCACCGCGGCAACCUGGCCCUGCGCCGGCUGCCCUGGGCAUCCCAUAAUAGUUGAGUCUGAGGUGUUAGUGUGGCAGCGUGGGCUUCCGGAAUGUUCUGGAAGGCAGUUUGCAGUGAGGUGUGUAUGAGGGCAGGGGGGGUGGAGUUGCAAACUUAUUUUGUUCACUCGAGGCCUUUGUCACCUGACUGGAGAUGGCAAAAAAAUAAAGUUAAAACAAAUAGAAAAGUUUUCUUGGUUGUGGUGGUUUUCAGUUUUGUUUUCUCGCUAGAAUGUUCCACUGUCAAUGCCUGACUCUGAAGUAAAAUAAUGAUAUAGCAAUGGAUAGGUUUGAGCUUUGGUUGGGAACUCUGCACUGUCCAAGUUGCCUGGAACAUAUGGUAUGCUACUCUGUAUACGCAAAAUGUAAAGUGUUGGUCCCAUGUUUCAUGAGCUGAAAUAAAAGAUCCCAGAAAUGUUC